CACUCUCACACUCCGCACGGGGCUCGCCGGCCCGGAGCGGGGAGCACCUGCCGGUCCUUGGAUGGCGGGAGGCGGGUUCGCCGCGGCGGCGGAGGGCGGCGGCGUGACGGUCCCCGUCGCGGUCACCUGCCUCAUGGCGGCCUCCUGCGGCCUCAUCUUCGGCUACGACAUUGGCGUCUCAGGUGGUGUGACGCAAAUGGAGUCGUUCCUGCGGAAAUUCUUCCCGGAGGUGUCCAGCCGGAUGAAGAGCGCCAGGCACGACGCCUACUGCAAGUACGACGACCAGCUGCUCACGGCGUUCACCUCGUCCCUGUACAUCGCCGCCAUGCUCUCGUCGCUGGUGGCGAGCCGCGUCACGAGGACGGUGGGCCGCCAGGCCGUCAUGCUGGUCGGCGGCGUGCUGUUCCUCGUGGGCUCGGCGAUCAACGCCGGCGCCGUCAACAUCGCCAUGCUCAUCCUCGGGCGGAUGCUGCUCGGCUUCGGAGUCGGGUUCACCACACAGGCUGCUCCUUUGUACCUCGCCGAGACGUCGCCGGCGCGGUGGCGCGGGGCGUUCACCACGGCGUACAACAUCUUCCUCGUGCUGGGCUCACUGGCCGCCACCGUCACCAACUACUUCACGAACCGUAUCCCCGGGUGGGGCUGGCGCGUGUCGCUCGGCCUCGCCGUCGUCCCCGCCGCCAUCGUCGUCCUGGGCGCCCUGCUCGUCCCGGACACCCCCAGCAGCCUGGUCCUGCGCGGCGAGACCGACGGGGCCCGCGCCUCGCUGCAGCGCCUCCGCGGUCCGGGCGCGGACGCCGAGGCCGAGUUCAAGGACAUCGUGCGCGCCGUCGAGGAGGCCCGCCGGAACGACGAGGGCGCGUACGAGAGGCUGCGCGGCAAGGGGUACCGGCACUACCUGGUGAUGGUGGUGGCAAUCCCCUCGUUCUUCGACCUCACCGGCGUGAUCGUCAUGGCCGUCUUCUCGCCGGUGCUGUUCCGGACGGUCGGGUUCAGCAGCCAGAAGGCCAUCCUCGGGUCCGUGAUCCUCAGCCUCGUGAACUUGGCCUCGUCACUCCUGUCCUCCUUCGUCAUGGACCGCGCCGGCCGCAGGUUCCUGUUCCUCAGCGGCGGCGCAGCGAUGAUCAUUUGCCAGCUGGCGAUGACGUGGAUCCUGGCGGGCCAUCUCGGGAAGCACGACUCGGUGACCAUGCCGCGCGGCUACGCGCUGGCCGUGCUGGUGCUCAUGUGCCUGUACACGCUCAGCUUCGGCGUGUCGUGGGGCCCGCUCAAGUGGGUGGUCCCCAGCGAGAUCUACCCCGUUGAGAUCCGGUCGGCGGGGCAGGCCCUGACGGUGUCCAUCGCGCUCUGCCUCUCCUUCGCGCAGACGCAGGUGUUCUUCUCCCUGCUCUGCGCCAUGAAGUACGCCAUCUUCCUGUUCUACGCCGGCUGGGUCGUGGUGAUGACGGCCUUCGUCGCCGCGUUCCUGCCGGAGACCAAGGGCGUGCCGCUGGAGGCCAUGCGCGCCGUCUGGGCGCGGCACUGGUACUGGAGGAGGUUCGUCGUCGGGGAUGCCAAGCUGGAGGCGCAGGUGGACUGCCUGUAGGAGAGAAACGAAUACGACCGAUCGAAUAACAGAACAUGCAAUUUAACUGUGGGCUAAAAUUCAAGUGGUCGCUGUGUCCAGCCAACAUGUAGCUCCUUACUCUGUAGUGUAGCUUGAUGUCUACUCUGGUAAAGCCUGACGUACUGCAGCGGUGAUCUGUGUUGGUUGUCAACCGUGAUUGUCUCCGGUUGCUGUGCGUUUAUUCGACGUAUAAAUCGGUGAUC
Messenger RNA from Panicum hallii, 1809 nucleotides. Its product is annotated as sugar transport protein MST1-like. Bases 62 to 1585 code for a protein of 507 amino acids. Gene Ontology annotation, molecular function: monosaccharide transmembrane transporter activity. Gene Ontology annotation, cellular component: membrane. The record is from RefSeq and is a predicted model, not a curated record. The transcript has 4 exons. Gene Ontology annotation, biological process: monosaccharide transmembrane transport. NCBI's taxonomy places the organism in Eukaryota, Viridiplantae, Streptophyta, Magnoliopsida, Poales, Poaceae.